Messenger RNA from Xiphias gladius (swordfish), 3922 nucleotides. It is a transcript of the gene spg7, whose product is annotated as SPG7 matrix AAA peptidase subunit, paraplegin. The record is from RefSeq and is a predicted model, not a curated record. The coding region runs from base 386 to 2806 and encodes 806 amino acids. Gene Ontology annotation, molecular function: ATP hydrolysis activity; metalloendopeptidase activity; zinc ion binding. Gene Ontology annotation, biological process: protein-containing complex assembly; mitochondrial protein processing. Gene Ontology annotation, cellular component: m-AAA complex; membrane. Lineage: Eukaryota; Metazoa; Chordata; Actinopteri; Istiophoriformes; Xiphiidae. The transcript is spliced from 17 exons.
CAAAGUUCGACGCAAAGAUGAUUUCAAAGCCUAUGAGAUGUGUUAAACUGCACUUAUGCAAUAUCCAGCACAGAUUAAAUACUGUCUCUGCAAUUAUGAAAAUUUAGCCAACGGCGAUAAAAUCGAAUUUAGAGCAAAUUCGUAUUUUAUUUUUUUUGCUUUCUAUUCCGUGCGCAGGAAAUCUGAGAGUAGGUAUUUGCAGUGUUGAUUUCGAGCUGACAUCUUUGUUUGGCUGCACGGUUAAAUAACGUAGCAAGCUAGCUCCGAACGGAGGUUUGGGGUAAACAACCGUCUUAAAACACACAGUUGUAGCUUAGCAGAAAGCUGAUAGCUAUGGCAUAACAACUGUCCAGGUAAUAUACUGCAGUCGGUGAUAACAGGCACUAUGUCAGCUUUGUUGUGGCAGAACCGUGCUGGCCUUUGCAGAAAAUACGGUACAGGUUUAUCGUGGGCGCUGUCAAGGCGAAACUCUCAUGUAUUAGCGAACAAGUCGAUAUUCGGCGACACUGGUCAAAAUGUGCUGUCGAGAUGCGCUACCGUCAGCAAGAUGCUUCUGGCAAAAUCGGAGCGGACGCUCACAAGUCAGCCACAGAAACUCCUUCAGAGUCUUCUCCACAGACCUUUGAGUCCUGGCAUGAAGAGAAUUAGCAAAGAAUUAAUCAGGAGCAACCUGCUGAGGAACCCUGUUGGUUUGGUAAAUCUAUUAGGGGCAACAAACUUCUUCAGUACGUCUCAAUCUAAACAAGAGAAAAAUAAAAGUAAUGGACCAAAGGGAAAAACUCCAGAGGAAGAUGAAGAGGAGAAGAAACGUCGUGAGCAAGAGGACCAGAUGUACCGGGAACGCCUGCGAACCCUCUUCAUCAUAGCGCUCAUCAUGAGCCUGCUGAACUCCAUAAACACCAGUGGCGGUAACAUCUCUUGGAAUGACUUUGUCAACGAGAUGCUGGCCAAGGGAGAGGUUUCACGUGUACAAGUCGUUCCCGAGAGUGACAUUGUAGAAAUCUACCUUCAUCCAGGAGCCGUUAUCUUCGGACGGCCUAGGCUGGCGCUCAUGUACAGAAUGCAGGUUGCCAACAUUGACAAAUUUGAGGAGAAGCUUAGAGCCGCCGAAGAAGAGCUGAAUAUCGACACUAAGGACAGGAUACCAGUGUCGUACAAACGCACCGGAUUCUUUGGGAAUGCAGUCUAUGCUCUGGGGAUGGCUGCUAUCGGCGUGGCUAUUCUCUGGUAUAUCUUUCGACUCGCAGGCAUGGGUGGCAGAGAAGGAGGCUUCAGCGCUUUUAAUCAGCUGAAGAUGGCCAAGUUCACCAUUGUGGACGGCAAGUCGGGUAAAGGUGUGAGUUUCAGAGAUGUAGCAGGCAUGCAUGAGGCUAAGAUGGAAGUAAAGGAAUUUGUCGACUACCUCAAGAAUCCAGAACGAUACCUCCAGCUGGGAGCCAAGGUUCCCAAGGGUUCAUUGCUGCUUGGGCCUCCAGGCUGUGGGAAGACGCUGCUGGCUAAGGCUGUAGCCACUGAGGCCCAGGUGCCCUUUCUGGCUAUGGCUGGCUCUGAGUUUGUGGAGGUCAUUGGAGGCCUGGGUGCCGCUAGGGUCAGGAGUCUGUUCAAGGAGGCUCGUGCCCGAGCACCCUGCAUCGUCUACAUCGAUGAGAUUGAUGCUGUGGGAAAGAAGCGCUCCACCAACAUGUCAGGUUUCUCCAACACUGAAGAGGAGCAGACCCUCAACCAGCUGCUGGUAGAGAUGGAUGGAAUGGGAACAACAGACCAUGUCAUUGUCCUUGCUUCCACCAACAGAGCAGAUAUCUUGGACAAUGCUCUCAUGAGACCAGGCAGACUGGACAGGCACAUCUUUAUAGAUCUGCCCACAUUGCAGGAGAGGAAGGAGAUCUUCGAGCAACAUCUGAAGAUCCUGAAGCUGACCCAGCCAGCUAAUUUCUACUCUCUGCGUCUGGCUGAGCUCACCCCAGGCUUCAGUGGUGCCGACAUUGCUAACAUUUGUAACGAAGCCGCUCUUCAUGCUGCCAGAGAGGGACACAAGUCCAUCGAUACCUUUAACUUUGAAUAUGCAGUGGAGAGAGUAAUAGCAGGAAGUGUAAAGAAGAGUAAGAUCCUGUGUAAAGAGGAGCAGAGGGUGGUUGCCUUCCAUGAGUCUGGACAUGCCCUGGUGGGAUGGUUACUAGAGCACACAGAAGCAGUCAUGAAGGUGUCCAUAGCCCCGCGGACUAAUGCAGCCCUGGGAUUUGCCCAAAUCUUACCUCGUGACCAGUACCUUUUCACCAAGGAGCAGCUGUUUGAGCGGAUGUGUAUGGCUCUGGGAGGAAGAGCUGCUGAGGCUAUCACCUUUAACAAAGUUACAACAGGAGCUCAGGAUGACUUGCGUAAGGUGACACGUGUGGCCUACUCUAUGGUGAAGCAGUACGGCAUGUGUGACAGUGUCGGACAGGUCUCAUUCCCCGACACAGAGGAGCAAGGUGCCAUUGGACGUCGUCCUUUCAGCCAGGGCCUGCAGCAGCAGAUGGACCACGAGGCUAAGAUGUUGAUAGCCCGUGCCUACAGACACACAGAGAAGCUGCUGAUGGACAACAGAGACAAGCUGACACUGUUGGCCAAUGCGCUGUUCGAGCGUGAGGUGGUGAACUACGAUGACAUUGAAGCCUUGCUCGGGCCACCACCCCAUGGGCCCAAGAAGAUGAUUGUCCCACAAAGCUGGAUUGAGGCUGAGAAGGACAAACAAGACACAGGGGAAGACGAACCUCAACCACCUCCCCGCAAACACAGAGAAGAGGACAUGAAUCCACAGCUGGUCUGAUCUUAAAAUAUACAUCUCAAAGUUCUUUUCCACUGCUGCAUUUUGUGGGGGUCACCAGGGGCUAGGUGAAUUUUAUAAAACCUGGUACUGAUUUCCUCACUUUGAAGCUUUAAAUGCCUUGAAAGUGAAAUCGUCAAAGUUUCUUAAAACUCUGCAAUCCAUUCAUACUUUGGCACUUAUUUUCCAUUUAGCUGAUCCAUUUAAAUAAUCUGAAAUCUAAGGCCUAAACAAGCCAGUGCAACUUUGAGAAUUAUUAUUUUGGGAGAAAUUCCACUAUUUUUCCUCACUUCCUUGUUGCACAGCCAUAUUAUUAUGCCCUGGAAGCACUAAAAACAAGUCUAUUUAUACAGCAUAUCACUAACUAGCAUAAAGUGCAGAUAGUUUAGAAAGGCCAUCUAAUCAGCAUUUACUGAAUGUGCAGUCAACAAUUAAAUGCUCUUUCUUUGAAUUCCCCAACACUGUGUGCUAAUGCCUGAAACUGAUGUGGGAUCGUUUUAUGCAGACAUGGUGCAACAUAUACAGGUUUGGAUUCCAGUAUUAAUCUGUACUGAAAAAAAGUUGAAUUUCGGGUUUUUCCUACUUUGGUGCAAAUGGCAUCUCUGACAAAUAUAUUUGCAUUCAUUCAGGUGACUCACAUCUACACAAACAUAUUAAGUUCUGCAUUGCGGUUGGUAUUCAGAUGAGCUGCAGACAAGAAUUGCAACAUAUUGUAGUAAAUUGCUGUGGACAUCAUUACAUAACAGCAUGCACUUGAGUCAUUUUUUUUUUUUUUUUGACCAGGCUAAAACAGAAGCGGCAAGGACCAAAUUAACCUGUUCUCCAUCAAAAAAGGAAACUUUUUUACAAUUUUACAACUUGAAAUACCCCUUUAAGGUUUAAAUAUCAAAGUUUCUGUCAUGUUGGUGAUCAAGCGGCAGGUAUUACUCCACACAGCUUGGUCCUUCUCUCACUGCGAGACAUAUUGAUUGAGUUAAUAGAUGGACUAGGUUGAGUUAGUGUUUUCUUUGGAAAAAGUCUGUAUUAGGGGCUGUGUAUUGCUUUGAUUGCCACAAGUGAAUAUGAAGUCCCAAAGGACAGUGUUGCUAAAUAUUUAAAUAAAGUUUUAUUUAAAUAUUG